Molecule: messenger RNA, 965 nt
Organism: Actinia tenebrosa (Australian red waratah sea anemone)
Lineage: Eukaryota; Metazoa; Cnidaria; Anthozoa; Actiniaria; Actiniidae
Product: transmembrane protein 41A
Source: RefSeq, a predicted model, not a curated record
UCCACUUCACCAAAGUAUUAUUUUUUUAAAAGAAAAAGGAAAAUUAAGAGACCUAAACGAUUUUUAUUCCACAUGGGAACUAGCACAACAGUCAAGAGUUUAUUGUGUGUUUUAAGUGUUCUCAUGAUCUUUUGUUUGUCUUCAUUGUAUUUGUUUCUGUUGUCAAGAUGGCUUCCCGUUGUCAGACUUCAGGCAGAGAAUAGUGAUACAAAUAUCAGUGAAGAGAUUAGUGCUCUAGUGAAUCAAAGUGUUUUCAGUGGAGAAUUCAAUUUUCCAAGUUCACUAGAAGAGCUUAAAACCUUAACUGCUGUACUGAAGCAAUACAAAAAGGAUCACCUGGGUUAUGUAGGACUUCUUUUCUGCAGUGCAUAUCUUUACAAACAAAGUUUUGCUAUACCUGGAUCUGUCUUCAUGAACCUUCUAGCAGGAGCCUUGUUUGGAGUGUGGAUUGCUUUUCCCCUGGCCUGUGUAUUAACAGCAUGUGGAGCAACUUGCUGCUACUUGCUGUCAAAAAUGUUUGGAAAAACCUUGCUUUUGCAGUAUUUUCCAGAAAAGAUUGCUCUUUUACAAGAAAAGGUACAUCAAAACUCAGAUGGAUUGUUUUUCUUUCUUCUUUUCCUGCGCUUAUUUCCAAUGUCUCCCAAUUGGUUUCUGAACAUGGCUUCUCCAAUAUUAGACAUUCCACUGGUACAAUUCUUUUUUUCUGUUUUAUUAGGAUUAAUGCCCUACAAUUUCCUGUGCUGUCAAACUGGAUGCCUGUUAUCACAGCUCAGCUCCAUAAGUGAUAUUUUUUCCUUUUCGAUAAUGGUGAAGUUAGCAACUAUGGCGCUAAUUGCUGUGGUGCCUGCAUUUAUUAUCAAACGAAUCCAUAAAAAGCGUACAUCCACACUGAAGCAAUGUAAAAGUGAAUAAUACUUAAUAUGUAAACGAAUAUAUACAUUUAUUAAACGCAUCGCUUUCGUUAU